AGGUAUAAGAGCGGGUGUGGCUGCAGGGAGGCGGCGGACAGACGAAGGCAGCAUGGAUUCCAGGCGGGCCUCCCUGCUGCUGCUGGUCCUACUGCUCACGGCCGACUGGGCCCACACAGACGAGCCCGGGGACAGCAACGGAGGCCAGAUCUUCGUGGAGGAAGAUAGUGGGCUACACCCACUGCAGGACACCCAGGCCCGUGGGUCACUCUUGCGCUCCCUGCUUCAGGCCAUGAGGAGACCCAGCCGGAGCCAGGCCUUCCUGUUUCAGCCCCAGAGGUUUGGCAGAAAUACCCGGGGGUCCUGGAGCACCGAGCGGCUGAGUCCUCGGGUUGGGGAGGGGCUGAGCUCCCCGUUCUGGAGCCUGGCUGCCCCUCAGCGAUUUGGGAAGAAGUGAGAUGUCACGUCUUGAUGUGUGUGCAUGCAAGACCCACACCCA
Molecule: messenger RNA, 439 nt
Organism: Echinops telfairi (small Madagascar hedgehog)
Lineage: Eukaryota; Metazoa; Chordata; Mammalia; Afrosoricida; Tenrecidae
Gene: NPFF
Product: neuropeptide FF-amide peptide precursor
Exons: 3
Coding region: 53-397 (114 amino acids)
Biological process (GO): excitatory postsynaptic potential
Cellular component (GO): dendrite; perikaryon; axon terminus
Molecular function (GO): G protein-coupled receptor binding; neuropeptide hormone activity
Source: RefSeq, a predicted model, not a curated record